Porites evermanni is the source of this 7921-nucleotide messenger RNA. The record is from the annotation of a GenBank genome assembly. NCBI's taxonomy places the organism in Eukaryota, Metazoa, Cnidaria, Anthozoa, Scleractinia, Poritidae.
GUUAUUGAGAAAUCGAAGAAAGAAGAUCCAAGCGCAAAUGCCAAAGCAGAAUCCAAACCAGAUCGGCCGAGCAAUCUGUGUUGUUACUCGCAGCGUAUCUGCAACGUGGAGAAGUUGAAAGGCUUUGAUUUUUGCCACAAGCACAUCUUAGAAGACAAGGCUAGUCCUUUCAAACCUUGUGACUUUGUGGCCAAAUCAAAUGGCAGAAGAUGCCCUAAUCCUGCUCCAAAGUUGCCAGCCAGAGGGAAAAGGUAUUGACCCUAACCUACAGUGUAAUAACAGGGCCAUUUAUACGAGGAAAAAUAAGACGCGUCUUAUAUAGGAUGCGUCUUAAAUAAGAUGCAAACUUUCUAUAUAAACGGCACAUUUCGUCUAAAAUAAGACGCGGCUUAGCUAAGACGUGUCUUAUUUUAGAACAGCCCUUAAACACCUGUUCUUAGAUAAGACGUGUCUUAGCUAAGACAAGGAAAACUUCAUAUAAAUGACCUUCGCGUCUUAUAUAAGACGCGAACGCAUAGUAGGCAUGGGUUAAUUUUUUGUGCGCCACGUUGGAUUGCCAUUGCUACAGGCAACAUUCACAUUAAAGCGAGUCAUGAACAGAAAUAAGACGCGAACCAUUUACAGAGUUUGAGCUAGGAUUUGAUCACUGGGGGACAAUUUGUCCCCUUGGCUAAAAUUUUGGGGGACAUUUUCCUUUUUAGGGGGACAGAAAUUUGUACACCCUUCCUUCUUAGCAGGGCUUCUGAUAGGUCUCGGACGAAAAAGUCAAAUUUCGCGGGAUUUUUAGGGACAAAUUCGCGGAAAAAUCGGCCGAUUUCGCGGGAGUUUUCGGGGCAAACUUCAUCGAAAAACAAUCGGUAAAAAACGGCCAAUUUUGUGGUUAUUUUCAAGGCAGAUUUCGCUAGAAAUCGAUCGGUUUUGCGCUGAUCAGACCAGCCUUUUUAACGUUUUUCUAACAGAGGUCAUCAUUUGCUCUUUCAACAACAAUACGCUCCAGAAAUGAACCAAUGGCAAAGCCUUUAACAUGAUGGCUAGUGCCCAGUUUUUCGCAACCUAAUCUGUUUGCACGUUUCAGUGACGAAGUUCCAAGAUAAAUUUGCAAGUUUACGGCAAGUUAAUAUCCCCUAUAGCUGAAAUAAGUUUCAAAUAUGUUGUACAGACAUAUAUUUGAUAAGAUUUCUACCAAAUUUCGUGGUAUUUUUCGUGUUUUUGUGAAUUUCGCGGCUCCGCGACCGUGCGAAAAAUCAGAAGCCCUGUCUUAGAUUUCCGACAAAAAUAGCAGUAGAGCGUGACUGAAACGUAACUUUGGAAUGAACUUUAAAGGUGCAAUAAAAUAUACUUUCCACGUUCUGUUUCAGCUUGCAACUUCUGUACCGAAAUAAAUCUCUUCGUGUGUGCUUCCUUUCGAGUUUUUUCCCUAAAUUUUGAAGGGGACAAAUUGUCCCCUUGGCCGUUUUUUAAAGGGACAAUUCCAAUUGCAGUGCGGGAUUGGCGCAAAGGCGCGGCCUGGCUCAAACCCUGCAUUUAUAUGAGCUGUUCUCAUCUUAGGUAAGACAUGCUCGUAUAAAUGGUACAGUUCACAUCUUAUUUAAGAUGCGUCUUAUGUAACACACAUCUUAUUUUUCCUCGUAUAAAUGGCCCUCAUAAGUUUAGUGAUAAGGGUUAGGAAACUGACUGAAUCAAGUUUCAAGUCAGUUUUCAUUCAGUUUCCCUAAUCACUAAACUUGAGAGUCAUGAUCUGUUUGCAUGGGGUUUCAGUAUUCCAGGUUUUAGGCAAACCCUUCUGGAUCCUAAAAUAAGUGUAUUAAAGUCCCCAAAAACUAAGGCCCAUUUUCUCUCAACCAGUGGGGUAUUAGUUUUUGUAGUCCUGGCCUGGAAAUGUUGAAAUUUAGAAACAGAAUAGACGUGUAUAAAAAUCAUCAUGCAGUGUCGAAGAUUUGCUAGGAGUAUAAUCGGGUUGGGUCAUUUUAUAUUUUUCUACUGGUUUAUUAGAUUGUUAGACAAGCAAUUCUUGUCCCUUCAGGUUUUAUUUACUGUGACCAUGUCAUUACUGGGAUUUUUAUUUGGGGAGCUUCAGGACCCCUUUUCCUGAAAAAUAGGGGUCCUGGAUUAAAGUGAGGGGGAUGAAGAUAUCCACAUAAUUAUGUGAAUAAAAAGUUACGGAACAAAGAACAAGAGCCCUACUCCAAAAUAGUUGGUGUUUAGUUCCCCAUGUAUGACCGUAUCAAAGUUGUUUUGUUUUUCAAGCUGGUGGUGACUACUGGCAGUAAAAGUCUAUAAACUGCUUUAUGUGUAUGCACUGCUGUCAGUCAUUUCAACACGUUCUGGGUACAGAGCUGGAGUGUUUCUUUGUCUGUUACUACAUAACCUUACAUCAGACAUUGUUUUUUUAGAAGAGAGGAAAAAAUGAUCGCCUGAUAUAUUUUUGUCAUGAUCCACCAACUGUCCCUGCUUUAAAUAAAAUAAAUAAUAAUUUCAUUAGGUCAACCUGUCAUCAAGGCACGAAAGACGUCCUAUAAAAUGUUUUUGUACUCAGGGAGAUCAAAGCAAUGGCCAUGUUUUAUUUUCAAAUUUUGAGCAAAAGUAAUAACAACUUGUCUGCUUUUUUAAUUACAGUUUUUGCAUCAUUCACACUCGAAAGGCUGAGCUGCGUCGAGCAGUAGAGGAAAGGAGAAAGAGAAGGCACCAUGAGGGUGAUGGUGAAGAGAGUUAUGAUGGUGAUAGAGAAAAACGAAGAAGAACAUCGAGUUCAAAUUCCCAGAAAAGUGAUAAACUAGAUAAUCAUUCUUCAGGUACAGUGUACAUUUUUUGUUAUUGAAGUACAGUCAGGUGGAAAGCCAAGAUUUGCAUUAAGUUUGUAAUCCAUCUUAAAUAGGGUUCACUCAACAUGUUGUACAGGCCAUGUUAGGGUAAAAUUCCGACAAGCGACAUAGCCUUGAAACAGUGACAUAGGACAACAGAAAUGCCGACAAACGACACAAAGAUGGGUUGAAACUGUGACACCGACAGAGAAAAAUGCAAAUACAAUAGUAAAAUACAUAUACUGGCAGUGACACGGCUUCCUCCUCAGCAUUGCAAAAUGACAGGUUUUGAAAACGGUUUUUUCCUAGGCAUGCUUCAUGCCAAGGAAACUGGGAUAAGCUCUGGCUGUUUAGGCCUUUGGCUUGUGUGCUCCUUCUAAGCUUUACCUACUUUUUUGCCUUUUUAGAUGACGAGGGUGGUGCUAGUGGCGAUGAUUACCUGAAAGUAGAUAGUGCUUGGCAUGGUGAUAUAGACAGUGAUGCUGAAUCUGUGGACAGUGAAGAAGAAGACCCUCUCAAGUAAGCUUUCGACAUUUAGACUUAAACUGUUUGGGAGGAACAUGGAAGAGUUUGAUAAUGAAUUUUGGGCAUGUAGUUUACCAGUGUAUUUUAGGUGGCCACUUUUAAUGAUGUAUUUUGUGUUUUGUUCACUUGUGUUCCGUAGUUUGGUUUAAAAGAUGCCUAAAAGCAUCUUGUCAUAACUAUUAAGAUGGAUAACUGACAUUUUUUGAAAUGGUUGUACAGAUGGCCAAUAGCAGAUUAUAUGCUUUUGUGUGUUACAUGUAGCUCAUCCCAGGUCAAUCAUUAAAAUGCAGCUUAGCAUUAUUAUUUAUUAUUGUUUAUGCUAUAAAAAUGAUGUCAAUAUCAACUGUUGCAAACCAGUUAGCAAGAUGUAACAUCCUUCUCCUAGGCAUGCAGGUGUCUGGACAGUUGAGGAAGCAACAAGAAUGUGCCGUGACAAGAUGAUCAGACUAAGAUCUUUGUACAUAGCUCAGUUCAAGAGGCUACAACAUGUGUUAAAAGAGAGAAAAAGAAAAUACUAUCAGGCAAUUCAUGCUGAAGAAGAGGAGGAAACAGGUAUGAAGUACAUGUACUGGUAUUACUACUUUUAUUAUUCAUUCAAAUAUUUCUCAGUUUCUGAUUGGCUAAAAUGCCAUGCAUAAUUCAUCAGAACCAGCUACUGUUGACCAAAUCUGGAAGAAUUUUGCCAUAUGUGAAAAAUGGCAUCAGUUUUGCAGCAAAAUUGCCAGAUUAUUAAAGAGUUAACCGAGAAGGCUGGGUUUUAGGUUGAGUUGCUUUGGUACUGAGUACAAAAUGGUGGAACAUUUCACCUGUUUGAAGAGGAAGAAAUAGGCAAACUAUUGGCUAAAAACAUAGCAGGAACAGCAAGAAGAUUAUCAACUUGAUGGAUGACAUCUGCUAUUCGGAGAAUAUUUGCAGUACUGAACAACCCUUUAUCUCCUAAACUUGCCGAUGUACAGGCAAUUGAAGGUGAACUUAACAUUGAUGAAGGUAGGCAUGUUUUAGCUUGCUUUUAAACUAGGAAAUUAUUUUUAAUGAAUAAUGAAACAAUUAUUGAAUUUGGCUUUCAUAUCAUCUGAAGAAUUGUGGAGAUCUUGGAGGGUGUUAUCCAUGGUGAUUAUAACACUCUCCUCGAUCUCCAUAAUUCUUCAGAUGAUUCUCAGCCUUAUCUGAUAAUAUUAUUAUUAAAUACAGGGGAAUGUAAAUAAUUAUGGUCACCAAAGGGCCAAAGAAAUUUGGCUGUAUUAACAGGUGACUAUAUUAAAGGAGCUGUGUCACGAAAUUCAGCCAAAUUAGGAAAUUACAAAAUGCCUGUUAAAUUAAGAGGAACAUAAAAAUAACCUCUUAAAACUUUAAAGGAAGGUUAAAACAACAGAUGUCAUGGAUGGGCAAAACUGAAGAAGAUUGAAACGGAUUGAAAUUAGGAUUUUUGAAAACUGUUCAGCCUCAUGGUUUUUCAAAGUUGAUCCCUGCUGCCUGCAACUUCAAAAAUAAUGCUCAGGAGACAUAUUUGUUUGUAUCGGGUCUCUGAUUUUGUCAUUUACAUGUAAUUUCUUUGCUUACUUUAAGUUCCAUAGCGAUUGAGGGUGAGUAAUUGGCAAAAUUAAACAAAAUGAACUGAACUGCCGUGACACAGCCCCUUUGAUGAGGGAUUUUUACAGGAAAAUGUAUGCUCGUUUUGCCGGGCAUCCAAAAAAAGUGGCCAUAAUAAUGAGGUCAUUGUAUUACCGAGGUGGCCAUAAGGCAGGGUUUCACUGUAUCACAACAACCUCAUCCAGUAAUAUUGUUUAUUAUUUGUGUCCAUAGGAGAGUGUAAUCUGACACCCACACAACUUCUAGGUCACAAGCCCCUACAUGAGCGUCCUGGCACUGAAACUUUGCUGCGAAAGCAGGCAAAAGAAAAGAAACAAGGAACAAACGCUCGGCAGCAGGCUGUCUCAACUUUGCGCUGUACCUACUCUCCUGGGGGAAAUAGAUGCACUGAAAAGGUCUUGCCCCUUACAAAACACUGCAUUAAACGUAUCCUUUUUAUCCUAUACUGACUAAAGAGCGAAGUUUUCCAAGGCCGUGCUGAAAAAGGGGAGCAAGUCAUUGUUUAUAGUUUGAACUGGACCAAAAAAAGUUGGUCAUGCUUGUUUAUUAUUUACAAGCUUUGCCAAAGGGCCUGGAAUACUCACAGAGCAAGCUCCCCUAUAAGGGCCACAAAAAAUAUUGCAAAUUAUAACUACACUGUACUAAUAGUAAUAAUAAUGAAAACAUUCACGUGGUAACAGUUGAAAGACAAAUAAUAACAAAUAAAGAGGGACAAGCACAGACAAAGGAAUCAGCAUUAAUUUUGAUCAAGCAAGUUUGUUUGUGGCUGACUACUGUUGUACACACGUUCUUAUAGGCCGGAGGGGUGUUGGGAAAGGGUGAUACAAACACUUUUUUAAAAGUUUUGAUAUUUUGUUGAAGUGGCGCAAUGAACAGUCAAUAAUUCGGAGAUGGGAUGCUGGGACAAGUGUUCCUCAGUGGUUCUCGGGGCUUUGACUAUACAAUAUAGUUAUCCUAGAAAUCAAAGGGUUGUUUCAAGUCAACAGGUUCCUUGACGCUGCCUGCAGACAUCUGUCAUGAUCCAAAUCAGCUGCUGUUUCAACAAUGUACAUUCCAGUCAAAAGGGGAAAGCCAGUGUGACAGGAAUGUUGCUAAGAUCUUCAAACACACCUCAUGUAGACUACAUGUGGAGCUGCCAUCAAGCAUGAACAGACCAGAUGUAAAAAAGGACUUGCAAGAUGCAGAGGAAAGAGCAAAGUAAGAUGAGGGACAUCUUUUCUGUGAAGGACAUUAAUUUAGACAAAAAAUAUCUAGAUUUAGUGCAAGAUUUCCUAUUACUGUUCAGGUGUUUGUCAUUGUUAAUUUUUGGUUGUUUCAGUAGUGGUACACAAACCACGGUUGUUUACCCAUGCCUGUUACCAUAAAAUCUGCAUUCCUUUACUGUGAAUUAUCUUCAGAGACGAUUAGACAUGUGAGAAGCUGUAUCAAACCCUCAAAACUGAGUGUUUUAUGUCAUAUCCAUAUACCUAGAAGUCAACACAUUUUGUUCAUUUUAACCCACGCCUGCAACACUUCGGGCAUUGAUUUCCUUCCAGUCUAAUCAGUAAGCAAUCUUUCUUUGCAGAUUAAGAAAAGCCAGAGCUUUAGAACUAAAAGAUCAACCUGAUGUGCCAGAAGCCUUGCAACAGAAAUCUAUUGCUCUUUUGCCACCACCUACCACUGACCAGACAGAAGAAACCACAACCAUCAGCUCCGAACCACAGCAAGAUUCAACAUCUAUUGUCACUGACAGUCUGUCUGCUGGAUCAGAGAAAUUGGGUGUUGAUGUCAGUGAUGAUACCCGAAAAUCUGCAACUGAAGGUGCUGUUACGGCAGCAUCUUCAACUAGGUCAAAUGCGGAAUCAGCAUCAGAUCCUUCAGAGAGUAUCUCUCCUGGUUUUGCAGCUGCAAGUCUUGUGGCAGUUUGUAGCAGUCCUCAGUUACCAUCGCAGGGGACACCACUAUCAAGUGUCAGUGACAUAAACCAGUCUUCAGAGUCAGACAACAAGACAGUGCCAAUCAACAGUGGUGAUAAGCAGCAAAGUAAAAGUGAUGCUUCUUCUGACGCUUUAAAAAGGGACACAGAGCGUAAGCUGCCUGAAGCUGCAGCAGAAGAAAACUUAAAAGGCGCCAGCAUGUCAACAGCAGUUGGCCAGGAGGAAGUGUCAUCAAAACCUCAAGAACUGGCAAAAACAGACUCUGCUGCAGACACCCAGUCAGUCAUCCCUGAUUCUGGAGCAGAACAACCUAAACAGACCACAGCAGAGACAAGUGUUACCAAAGACACCACUGAAGAAAACAUUACACCAUUUUCAACUUCUACAUCACAGAAUGUUAAUCAAGACACUUCCCAGACUGUUGCAUCACAAGAUAUAUUGAUGACUCCCUCAAAGAUCAUCUCACCCACCACAAAAUCGGACGACACUGAGGACACUGUUCAGAUUUCCUCCAAGAGUGCUUCACAAGGAACACUCAGUGCAACAAAAGUCACCUCUCCCACUUUAAGUACAGCUUCAUUACAUGAGUCAUCCAUAGACCCGGCAAAGGUUCCUUCAAAGACUGCCUCUAGCUCCUCGAAGGUCACCUCUUCUGCAAUGACAAAAGUGGGGUUGGGGGAAUCCUCAGAAGGUUCACCAGUGGACACUUCAAAGGAUACAAUGCAGAGUUCCACAAAAAGUUUCAUACAAGAGGUAGCAAAGAACACUCCUCCAAGUGCCUUGACAGCCCCACCCAGUGCCCCAAAGCAAGUAAUACAGGUGCCACCUUUGGUGUAUUUAUCACAGCCAUCAACUGCCAGUUCUUCAGCACCUCAACCAUCCAAGGCAAGUACUACAAAGGGUCACAUGACAAGCGACACACCCCGCCCUACCCCUGUCAAACCAUUUCAGCACCUACCAUCAGGAAUGACAUCAUCUAGUUCCAAGCAAUUCAGUGCAAUUACUUCUGUGAUAAGCAAGGACACAAACAGGGAAACGAAGACGGACAACAUUAAAACUAAAGACCCAGCAGAUACAGGAAAACUUUAG